Molecule: messenger RNA, 1250 nt
Organism: Teleopsis dalmanni
Lineage: Eukaryota; Metazoa; Arthropoda; Insecta; Diptera; Diopsidae
Exons: 5
Coding region: 112-1128 (338 amino acids)
Cellular component (GO): membrane
Source: RefSeq, a predicted model, not a curated record
UUACAUUUUGUUUCAGAACCACAAAAUAGAUCAUCAUUGAAAUUGAGUGAAUUAAAUUCAAAAAUUGGUUCUAUUUGAGAGUUGAACUUACAAUUGAAAAAAAAUGUACAAAUGCGUGAACCGUUUUGUAGAGCACGAGUAUAUGUCACAACUAUUUUAAUUGCGGAAGUGUUGUUGGGCAUUUUAAUAGUGGCUCUGACGUUAAUCUAUCACCGAAUACUCGGUGGCUAUCUCGGUGAAAAAGAAUGCAAAUUACUCACAGGACAAUUAUUCAACACUUACUUACUUGGAACACAACUAAUCAUAACAUAUUUUUUUAGCAUUUUUAUGUGGAGACGUUUGUGGAAACGGAAGUAUACUCCAAAUGUCGAGCUUCUGCUGCACCUCUGGAUAUUUUUUACAUUUUUGAUUGUUUUUUGUGGUUUUGGGUCAAUUUAUUCAUUGUUUAGUUGUGCGGAUUCGUUGGAGAACCUAGCAGAGACAUCGUUAUUAAAGGGAAUUGAUCUGUAUUAUACAUGUCCAGAAUGGAAGUUAAUGUGGGACAGUUUACAAUAUUAUAAAGAAUGUUGUGGUGUGCAUAGUUAUAAGGACUGGAUGAAGGCCUCUUGGAUGCCACAAGAAUUGCAAACUUCUGAUCAGGGCAGUUGUUCUGGUAUUAGCAAAGAUACAAUUCUGGCGCCUUAUGCAUGCUGUAAACACGAUUGCAGCACGUGCUAUCAGAACUAUGUUCCGCACCCUGGCAGUGGGGGUGAAAUACCUGCAUUAAGUAUAGGUCAAAUAAAUACUUACGGAUGUUUGCCGAUUUUUGCGAACAAUAUGUGGAGAAUUUUAUAUACUUUGUUGGGUCUUAUGAUUGUCGCAUUUAAACUGGAUAUCAUACUUUGUUGUAUGACAAAAUAUAUUAUAAGAAAUCAAUGUAUGGAUGAUUGUGACGGUCCCGACAAUUAUGCAGAUGAUGACCAAAAUCUUGUUGUUGUGAAAUGUCCACCGAAUGUACGCUGUCUUCUCCUAGAUGAAGUGGAUGGCAAUUCAAAUAAGUGUUGUGGUAAUAAUAUACCCGAAAUCAAAGUAAUUGAUUCUGAACAACAGUGCCAGUUCUGUCUAGAAGAACAACGGCGCUGCAACUAGAACCCAGGAUAUCAGUCAAAGCAUAUAAAUUCUAAAGCAGCUCGCAAGUACUAAAUUUAGUGAUUUUAUACUACGAUGCAAAAUGUUCAAAAUAUUUUGCAUUAUUAAUGUUAUAUUUUAGU